Messenger RNA from Hypoxylon fragiforme, 699 nucleotides. RefSeq lists its product as uncharacterized. The record is from RefSeq and is a predicted model, not a curated record. The coding region runs from base 1 to 699 and encodes 232 amino acids. Lineage: Eukaryota; Fungi; Ascomycota; Sordariomycetes; Xylariales; Hypoxylaceae. The transcript has a single exon. Gene Ontology annotation, molecular function: protein binding.
AUGGACCCCUCAGCACAGCUUCCCCAGAGCGGCCCGCUGGUCCAGGGCAUGCACGGCCACAAGCACACCGUCAAGCACCAACGCAGACCCAAGCGGGGCGGCGAGUACCCGCUCCCCAUAUGGUGGCACAUCGGGCUCUCGCUCACCUCCGCGCGCGACCUCUGCCGCCUCGCGCGAUGCAACAAGACGAUGUGGUCGCUCUUCUCCUUCGAGCGCGCCGCCUUCGAGGCCCGGCUGUACCGGGAAAUCUCCGCCGCCCUGCCGAGCUUCCACCUGUUCACCGCGCCGCGCAGCUCGUGCGUCGAGCGCGCCAUCCGCGCCCGCUACCCCAUCCCCGACCUCGAGCGCCUGAUCCUCGGCUGCAACGCCGUCAGCGACACGUACCUGCACGGGAUGGAGAUCGAGUGGGGGGACACCCAGCCCGCGCUGUUCGUGGCGGCGGAGAUCGGGCACCUCGACGCGAUGGAGUGUCUGCUGAAGAACGGCACGCCCAUUAACCUGCGCUUCGGCGAUCAGAUGCACUGCUACGAGGUGGGGCACACGCACUGCUACCACCUAGCGGGCGAUUGUCGGAACGCGCUGUGCGUGGCGCGGGAGGCGGGGAGAGAGGAUGUCGAGAGGUUUUUGCUGGAAAGGGGCAUCGAGGAUAAUUGUGGGAGCCAGUGUGCGGGGCGCCAUGAUUUGGAGGACGAUGUGUGA